CUUUGGCGCUCAUACUCGGUCGGCGAACAGCAGAUAACCACGCACAGUAUUCCAGAGCAUAAUGGAUGAUUUCAUAAAGAAUGCUAUACAGUCUGUAUUGCCAUCUCUGAAUGAGGAUUUGCUUAUGGCUGUGGUAGAGCGGUUGAAUGGCCAUGGUGUAGAAACUGAAGAGGACCUUCAAUUUGUGACAGAGGAUGAUGUAAAAGAUCUCCUAAAAACAAUUCAGGCCCAUAAACUAAUAUCUAGUUGGAAGAAGAAUGAUCCAUUUGCUAGUGUAAUGCCGAUCAUUCCCAUUGAUCUACCUUCACUAUCACCAUCCACAUCUUCUGAGAGAUCUUCAUCGGACGAUUCUCAAGCAGUACCUUCAAUAGUAUCACCUAAUAGUUCAUCUAUGAAUUGGCCGGAGGUAAUUGAUAUACCUUUUGAUAAAUUUCCUCAUGGUCUUAAAAAUGCACUAAGAUCGGGGAAUCGGCCAAGCCCGGCAGAAAGAAGACACAUGGUGAGAAUGGUCGUAGAUGUAAUGCGGACAUUUAAACCUAAUCCAAAUAAGGCACAGUGUGCAUCCGUGGCAAAAGCAAUCGUUGCGCAGUAUCCUGACAGUUUUAUUGACAAAACUGAUGAUGGAGAAAAACUUGGAUGUGGAUAUUAUUCACUGUUAAUGCAAAUCAAAACGCGUGUGGAACAUGUUAAUAGAAACAAUGAUGCAGCACGCAUGAGGAAGAAAAAAAAGAACAAUAACAACGAAGUUGCAGCAGCUAAUGAACAACCAGCAGUUGACUCAUAUGGCUGCAUUAACUGGCAGCCAAAUGAAUUGCCUCCAGGUGAAACUGAUGAAACCUUGCAGUUCAAGAAGGGGGAAUUGAUUGACCACUAUGAGCAGUUUGGUCCAACCCAAUCCGACAAUGAAAACAUUGAGCAGCUGAUGAGCGACACUUACAUCUUGCAGCGUAAAAUGCUUAACUCAAGAAAUCCAUCGCCUACCAUUCCUGAAUUCAGAAAGAACUGGCCAUACUUGUUUGUAGAGAGGGGGCUGUUUGUACACUUUCAUAAAUUGACGGGUAUACCAAUACACAUGCGUUUAAGGGAGGCCAUACUAAAGAAAGGAAUGCGGAUAAUUAAAUUUUUUGAAAGUCAACCAAACCCAAAAAGAGGAGUAAGCCUAAUACUUGAACAAUUCCAGUCAGAGGAUUGUGAAAUGGUGGCACCAGCGGUUGUUUUGUUGAUGAUGGCAUAUUUUGGGGAGAAGGAAAGUGCACUAUUCCUUAAAGUAGACGCUCUGGAUACUGAAGAAGAGGUAGAAAACCGUGUUGACCUACCAAAGACACCUCAUUUAAUUGUUAAAGGAGAAUCUAUAUUUACAGCAAAAGAGUGGAUGGUAGUCUUGGAUGGCAAGGUGGCAUAUGUUAUAUCACCUUCAGAGGGCAGUUUGGUAAAGGCUCUUGCAACACUUUUUGCAAGCUACUAUGCGUUUAACUAUGAGUAUCAGGAAGAAGCGGCUACCACAUUGGAGUUUAUACAAAGAUGCUUAAUACGUAUAAAUCCGGAGGCUGGGACGAAAUGCACUACUACAAAUAGGACCAGCAAGAAGACUGGUAGACUUGUACAAAGAAAAAGGGAAAUAAUUAAUCCUCAUGUUGCCACAUUUAUUAAAAACUUAGCAGAUUUUGAAUGGACGUCUGCUUAGGAAUCAAGAUAUGGAUGUCAGUAGAUUUAUAGAAAUAGUUUUAUGUACAUUAGCCUCCAAAUUUUUUUUUCCGCUAAUAUAGAAGACAUGCGAUGGGCUGCUAAUAACUUUUUUUAUUGGGUCUCUGAUCCCCUGAUCCUCAACUUACUUUAAUAAGUGUGGCCUACCAUGGGUGUAUACUGGAUAAUGUCUACCAGUAAGGAAUAUCUUUUAAAGAAGAGUGAAAUUUAUCAUGUCACAUAAGUUUAAAAUAAUAUUUUGUUUUUUAAAUCAUAAUUAAUUUUCAAUUAUUUUAUUGUUUUCUUAUCAAAUGGUUUGGUUCCACUUUCUUAAAAAAAAUAACCUUGGAUAUUAAAACUCUAUAAAUAUAUUGUAAAUUAUAAAGUUUAAUGUACUCCUUUUGUAUAUUCUCUCGGAAAAAUUCACUGAGGGGAGGCUAUUUUUUACUGUGAAGUGUAAAAGGAGUUUUUUAGUUUAUAGAUGGAUUCAAAUUACUGCCUGCCUGAUUUUGUGAAUUGCAUAUGUAUAGAGUUCUCAAUUUUCAUUUUUUUUUUACUGUUUUAUAUGUUGACAAGAGUUUAUGUAUUGUAGCAUCCUCUAAUAAACAUUUAUUACUACAAAGUUAAUCACGUAUUAUUUUCUUUAUUUUUGUAUGUUCAACCUAAAAUUUAGUGAAUAUAAUCAUCAUCCUCUAAAGUGAAAAUACAAUUGAAACAUUU
Molecule: messenger RNA, 2403 nt
Organism: Anneissia japonica
Lineage: Eukaryota; Metazoa; Echinodermata; Crinoidea; Comatulida; Comatulidae
Exons: 6
Coding region: 62-1684 (540 amino acids)
Source: RefSeq, a predicted model, not a curated record